Messenger RNA from Carcharodon carcharias (great white shark), 1227 nucleotides. RefSeq names its product antigen WC1.1-like. Gene Ontology annotation, cellular component: membrane. Bases 1 to 1227 code for a protein of 408 amino acids. The record is from RefSeq and is a predicted model, not a curated record. NCBI's taxonomy places the organism in Eukaryota, Metazoa, Chordata, Chondrichthyes, Lamniformes, Lamnidae. The transcript has 6 exons.
AUGGCCGCUUAUAUCUUCUCAAAUUAUGGAGAGAGUGAAGUGCCUGUGUGGGUGAAUGAUGUUCAGUGUGGAGGAAACGAAUUGCAUCUCCGCAACUGCAGGGCAUUUGCAAUGAACUCUUCUCUCAAUGAAAGUGUCGGCGUCGGGGUUCUGUGUUCAGAACACAAACAGUUGAGGCUGUCAGACGGUGGAAGCCCAUGUGCAGGCCGAGUGGAGAUUUAUUACAACGGGACCUGGGGCUCAGUUUGUGAUGAUUCCUGGGAUCUGACAGACGCUGAUGUCGUUUGCAAACAGCUGCAUUGCGGAAAGGCUUUGGACAUGACACUUCCUGCCUCUUGGGGACCAGGCUCAGGUCCAGUUUGGUUGGAAGGCUUGGAGUGUUCAGGGGAGGAAUCGUAUCUCUGGCAAUGUCCCUCUGAAUAUUGGGGUGCCCACGACUGUUCUCAUAAAGAAGAUGUGAAGAUCAUGUGCUCUGAACACAAGGAGCUGCGGCUGGUGAAUGGAAAGCAUCGCUGUGAGGGGAGAAUUGAAGUGUUCUACAAUGGAACCUGGGGAACAGUGUGCUCAGAAACACUGGAUCGCCAAGAUGCUGAGGUGAUCUGUAAACAGUUACAGUGCGGCCCUCUCGCUUCUAUUGAGUAUAGCGCUAGGACAUUCGGAGAAGGUUCAGGACGUAUUUGGCUCGAUGAAAUAGAAUGUAUUUCACAUGAGUCGACCAUUUGGCAGUGUCAGACAGACCCGUGGGGACAACACAACUGUAAUCACAAAGAAGAUGCAGGCGUUUCAUGUUCAGGAAGAAAGAUAACAAAGGGCCAGCCCAAAAGUGAAAAAGAUUGUGGGCGAGAAUCAGAUUCAGAUGUAGGUUUGCGCCUGACUGGAGGUAACACCAACUGCUCUGGGCGAGUGGAGAUAAUGUGCAAAAACAACUGGAGCACAGUGUGUGAUGACUCUUGGGAUAUGGCCGAUGCCAAUGUUGUCUGCAGACAGCUGCAUUGUGGCUCUGCUCUACUGGCCACAGCAGGGGACGCAUUUGGACAGGGUGAAGGUGACAUGUGGUUUGAUGAGGUGAGGUGUACAGGAAGCGAAUCCUUUCUCUCUGAUUGUCCUUCCUUAACGUCUGCUCAACCUGACUGUGAUCACAAGGAGGACGCCAGUGUGAUUUGUUCCGGUCCAGAAUUGUCAUCAGCUGCUUUUCCAUCCACACCCGCAGGUUGGUCUUAUGAAUAA